Paralichthys olivaceus (Japanese flounder) is the source of this 2462-nucleotide messenger RNA. It is a transcript of the gene zdhhc24, whose product is annotated as zinc finger DHHC-type containing 24. The record is from RefSeq and is a predicted model, not a curated record. Gene Ontology annotation, molecular function: palmitoyltransferase activity. NCBI's taxonomy places the organism in Eukaryota, Metazoa, Chordata, Actinopteri, Pleuronectiformes, Paralichthyidae.
CUUGAAUCACCACGGACAUAUUUUCAUGUAACACUCGCGAGCUGAUUCCGUCCAUUGACAGAAGCCGUGGUGAGAGAACCAGCGUCUGACACUCACUCUGUCGUGAAGGAGUUUGUCUCUGAAGAAGUGGAAGGUUCGAUUGAAACUUUAGAAAAUGUUAUAUUGAUUUAAAGUCGGUCAGGACGCUAACGAGUCGGUUGUUUAGCUAACGAAGCUAACAGACGCUUAUUCGAGGGUGUGUCUGUCAAACCGGUCCCUCCACACAGCCACAGUUGAGAGGGAGACAUGACGAGUGUGGCCGGGAAAGUUUUCUGCCGGGUGGAGCGGCUGUGUCGCCACCUGCCCGUGGUCCUCAACACCUUCCUGGUCUUCUCCAUCACCGCGGAGGUGAGCUACCUGGUGAUGGUCGAGGCUCCGCUGGAGCCGGACAGGAAGAAGACGGAGUGGUCCUCCCGGUGGAAGCUGGUCCACCUGCUGGCCCAGUACUUCAUGCUGGGAAACAUCUGCUGGAACGCCCUGCUCUUCCUCAGGACCAGUCCCAGCAUCAGGGGGGUGUUCCUGGGGGGAGAGGGCGUAGGCCUGGGCUGGAGGUAUUGUUAUACAUGUGAGACACACACUCCUCCUCGAUGCUCCCACUGCUAUGACUGCAAAGUGUGUGUGCUGCGGCGGGAUCACCACUGCGUCUUUUUCGGCCAGUGCGUGGGCUUUCGCAACUACCGCUUCUUCCUGAGCUGCCUGUUGUUCAUGUGGUCUGGGCUCCUGUACGCCACGCUGAUGAACGCCGAGGUCUUCAUUGUCAUACUGAAGGAGGGGUUGAGCCUGCACAGCAUCCUGCUGCUGCUCAUACCCUGGAUCAUGCUUGUUUCAGGCCAGGUCUCAGCCCGCGCCUUUGCCUUCGCCUUCAUCGCUGAUACAUGUGUGGUGGGCUUCCUGCUGGUGUCCUCAUUCUUCUUCUUCCACCUCUUCCUGCUGUUUCGGGGACAGACCACCAAGGAGUGGUACUCGUCCCGCCGACCCUACAAUCUGGGACUCCUGGGCAACCUGCGCAGCACCCUGGGCCGUCGCUGGUACCUCUGCUGGCUCUGCCCUCUCAUCCCAUCACCUCUACCUGGAGAUGGGAUAAACUUCCCAGUCACAGGGUCACUGGAACCCACCCGGUAACAGCUAAGACUGAAGAUUACCACGUUGUGUGUCCUUACUUUUGUGGUGAUGGUUAAUGGUGUUAGGGAUCAGCAGCAGGGGAGAUCACCUCAGUUCAAGAGGAGAAAUGGUGGGAUGGGAAGAAGCUAGAAUAACAUAUGGUUGUUAAAGAUUUUGUUGGAUUUUGCCCACCAGUAUCUUCUCUGUAUAUUUAGCUGAGGAUUUAUGGGUCUGCUUGAGAAGGUACAUUGACCUUGACCCAAAGGUCCUUUGUACACUCAUUGAGGCCGGCCUCCUUUGGAGUACUGAGCACUGAAAUAUAUGUAAACGCGAAUGUAUUUUAAAGUUAAAAGAAAAUGUUAAAUGCUCAUUUAGCUGCCUACAUGUGAGGGGCGCACACAUUUGGCUUGCACUGUCCCUGAAUAGACGAACGGAUCAUAAAAUACACCGACAUUUGCCUCAUAUAUGCCGUUGUGACUUAGCUGCUGAGUUUUACAAAUACACUGAACUUUUUACUGGAUACUGACAGUGAUGUCUAAGGUUGCAGUUUACAGAUAAAUGUAAAGUCAUUUAGUAAAUGCAGUAUUUAUCUAUUUAUCCAUCUAUUGACAUCACAUGUGAAUGGUCUUUCCCCAUGUUUCAUAUCAAACUGUUCAUGUUUCAGUCAGACAGCGACUGUUAAACCAAACCUACAGUGUAAUAACAUGAGACUAUUUUCCUACUUUGUGUUUAUUUUUUACAAUCAGUGAUACAACACUUGCACUGUCAGAUGUCAGAUUUCAGAUUUUCCAGAAAUGUUUUCACCAAAAUUUUUUUUCUCCUGAUAUGUUUCGUGGAACUGUUUCACCAGACUCAGAUUAUUUCAUUACUUUUCCAGUUGGAACACACAACAUAGUCAAAACCUGCAUCGAUUCAGUAAAUAUGGAUUAGGAACACAGCGUUGAUGGCAACUUUAAUUUUGUUGCCUCAUUACAACACCCCCACACUCCUCCUUUGCUUUUUGUCAUUUUAAUUAUCCCAGCCUUAAAAUGUAGUGGAAAAAUCUUAUGCCUUUGUUUGACAGGUGCUCUUACUCGUCCAACACAAAAAUUACAUCACAAUCCAAACUUUUGUUUGUCAGUAUUGGUAGUUUUGCUCAAUAUAUUUGUGCUUAAUUUCUUUUUUCGGGUCUAUUGUGCCAUUUGAUGUUUGGUUUCGCCAUUUAAAGAUGAUUGCGUUAAACUUUAUGAAGGGAACGAUUGAAAAAUGAUUCACUUUAUUAUUUUAUACUCUAAAAAUUGGUGUACGUUGUGUUGUGUUAAUAAAACUUGGGUUUGUAAUGA